This is a messenger RNA of Equus quagga, 1428 nucleotides long. RefSeq names its product SRY-box transcription factor 11 (gene SOX11). NCBI's taxonomy places the organism in Eukaryota, Metazoa, Chordata, Mammalia, Perissodactyla, Equidae. The record is from RefSeq and is a predicted model, not a curated record. Gene Ontology annotation, molecular function: RNA polymerase II cis-regulatory region sequence-specific DNA binding; DNA-binding transcription activator activity, RNA polymerase II-specific. Bases 73 to 1428 code for a protein of 451 amino acids. The transcript has a single exon. Gene Ontology annotation, biological process: negative regulation of transcription by RNA polymerase II; anatomical structure morphogenesis; positive regulation of transcription by RNA polymerase II.
GCGAGAGGGGGAGGGGGAUCUCCGCACGAGACCGAGCGGCCCGGGUUGGAGCUCCCAGCCCCGCAGCGGAUCAUGGUGCAGCAGGCGGAGAGCUUGGAAGCGGAGAGCAACCUGCCCCGGGAGGCGCUGGACACGGAGGAGGGCGAAUUCAUGGCUUGCAGCCCGGUGGCCCUGGACGAGAGCGACCCGGACUGGUGCAAGACGGCGUCGGGCCACAUCAAGCGGCCGAUGAACGCGUUCAUGGUGUGGUCCAAGAUCGAGCGCAGGAAGAUCAUGGAGCAGUCUCCGGACAUGCAUAACGCCGAGAUCUCCAAGAGGCUGGGCAAGCGGUGGAAAAUGCUGAAGGACAGCGAGAAGAUCCCGUUCAUCCGGGAGGCGGAGCGGCUGCGGCUCAAGCACAUGGCCGACUACCCCGACUACAAGUACCGGCCCCGGAAAAAGCCCAAAAUGGACCCCUCGGCCAAGCCCAGCGCCAGCCAGAGCCCCGAGAAGAGCGCGGCGGGCGGCGGCGGCGGGGGCGCGGGCGGCGGCGCCGGCGGCGCCAAGACCUCCAAGGGCUCGAGCAAGAAAUGCAGCAAGCUCAAGGCCCCCGCGGCCCCCGCGGCCAGCGGCGCCAAGGCGGGCGCGGGCAAGGCGGCCCAGCCCGGGGACUGCGGCGGCGCGGGCGACGACUACGUGCUCGGCAGCCUGCGCGCGGGCGGCGCGGGCGGCGGCGGCGCGGGCAAGACGGUCAAGUGCGUGUUCCUGGACGAAGACGACGACGACGACGACGACGACGACGAGCUGCAGCUGCGGAUCAAGCAGGAGGCGGACGAGGACGACGACGAGCCGCCGCACGCGCAGCUCCUGCAGCCGCCGGGGCAGCAGCCGCCGCAGCUGCUGAGACGCUACAAUGUCGCCAAAGUGCCCGCCAGCCCCACGCUGAGCAGCUCGGCCGAGUCCCCCGAGGGCGCGAGCCUCUACGACGAGGUGCGGGCCGGCGCCACCUCGGGCGCCGGGGGCGGCAGCCGCCUCUACUACAGCUUCAAGAACAUCACCAAGCAGCACCCGCCGCCGCUCGCCCAGCCCGCGCUGUCGCCCGCGUCCUCGCGCUCCGUCUCCACCUCCUCGUCCUCCUCGUCCAGCAGCAGCAGCGGCAGCAGCAGCAGCAGCAGCAGCAGCGGCGGCGACGACGCCGACGACCUGAUGUUCGACCUGAGCUUGAAUUUCUCCCAAAGCGCGCACAGCGCCAGCGAGCAGCAGCUGGGGGGCGGCGCGGCGGCCGGGAACCUGUCCCUGUCUCUGGUGGAUAAGGAUUUGGAUUCGUUCAGCGAGGGCAGCCUGGGCUCCCACUUCGAGUUCCCCGACUACUGCACGCCCGAGCUGAGCGAGAUGAUCGCGGGGGACUGGCUGGAGGCGAACUUCUCCGACCUGGUGUUCACGUAUUGA